Messenger RNA from Cylicostephanus goldi, 483 nucleotides. The record is from the annotation of a GenBank genome assembly. Lineage: Eukaryota; Metazoa; Nematoda; Chromadorea; Rhabditida; Strongylidae.
AUGCUGGAUUCGUCGAUAGCUGAACUAUGUGUGGCAGGACAAUGUACAACAGACAUAUCGGCAUGGUUUGCGUUCCAAGCCGCAGCCGGUGGUACAGAUCCGAUGCCGGAGUCCGAUGGCAUUCAGACCCCAGGAUGGCUUCAAAGUGACGCGAAAUUCAAUAUGUCCACAUAUCUCAGUCAGUCUGAUGGAGAUUUACCGCAAUGGAAUCCGACAACUCAACGUAUUCCAUUGGGACCGCUAUUUCCAAAAGCCAAAGAGAUCACAUUUCGCUGUACCGUUCCGCAAUUACGUCGUAUGCGUCGGUUAGCAGUCUACAAUGUACCGGCCACAAUGAUCUUCGCACCAGAACAACUCCAAGUGUUCCGCCUGUCCAUUGUUGGUGGACGCUCAAAUGCGCCGGCUACGAUAAAACUACGUCCAUUCCGUGAAUGGCUUGAAGCUGACCAACUCGGUAACAAGCUCUGUGUACAGUUCUGUUGA